GUCGAACAGGUUGAGAGGAAAUCUGACAAAGUAAACACAACAGCAGAGCAAGAGAGAUAGAUAGGAGUAACAGGGCGGGAUCUGAGCGCCAAACUGGAUAACACGGGAAGCCGAUAGCUGUGCUAGAGUUACUUCUUCGAGACUGUGAUAUUAUUCAACUUAUUCGAGUAGUUUAACGUGCCUUUCUACGCGUUUUUGUGUUAAUUUAACGUUUUUGUGAACGCAGUUCUGCUACGGCUGCUAAGAAGAUGAAUACAUUGGACCGUUCUUCCAAAUGGCCGUCUUAUGACUCGCUGACCUCCACCUCGAGCUUCCGCUUCAGCGAGAGUGAGCAGACUGAGGAUGAAGCGGACGUCUUCUCGGAGGGAGAAGGGGACGGUGGAACAAGAAAGUCCGUCUCGGGUGAUGAAGGGGUCGCAAUCUCUGGAAAUUACCACGACUUCCCAGCUCAUUCGGAUCAGCUGCACUCAAGGUCCGAGAGCGACAGGCCUAAACGCUGCCCGGAUGAGCCCAAGCAUCCCAACCCGGCCUCUUCUCCCCCAGCUGCAACGUUGGGCUCCUCUUCAGCGACCCCUGGGGACCUGGCCUUCGCUAAGAAAUGUGCAGAUUUGCAAAGGUACAUCUGUCCUUUGCUGGAACUUCUACAUGGUCUAAAGAUCGGGCGAUUUGACAAAGGUCUAUCAAGUUUCCAGCAGAGCGUUGCCAUAGACAGAUUGCAGAGGAUUCUUGGAGUUCUGCAGAGGCCUGACAUGGGUGAGAGAUACCUCCAAAACCUGCUGCAGAUAGAGAUGAUGCUGAAGAUAUGGUUCCCUCGGGUGGCCAAAAAUAUUCCAAGCCAGCCCACCCCUAUCAGACUCCGAACACACUGGUGCCAAAAUCAGCUCCACAUGCCCGUUAAGAAGAGAAAGCUGAGCUGGUCAGACCCCGACGACUCCAGCGAAGUCCCAACCAAGCGUCAGCACUAUCGACAUGGAAAACAUGCGAGCUGCCAGGCUGCGACUCCACUUGACACAGUGAUCACACGUCUACCAGGCUCACCUAAAAACCAGAGAGUUCCAGAGGAAGAACCAGUUGAACCAGCUGAGGCUAGCUGUGUAGCCCAACACGAGUUUACGCACAGCACUGUGACUUUGAGCAGGCCGUUAUAUUUGUGUAUCAAGAGAGAAAACGAGAAGUCUGAGAUUUCUCUUCCCUCCCAUUGUGAAAGCCCGGCGACACAGGACAGCUCGGUGUCCUCGAGUGACAUCUCGACUACAGCUGACUCGCCUUAGUUGGUCUUAGCUGGCCUUAGCCGGCCUUAGCUGAGCUCGCUACCACAUGAAGGUGCCACUGCAUGCCAGCCAGAGCGAAGGCAGAGGGCGGACUCGAUUACAUAAGGAUAAAGUUAGGCGCAGAGCCAGUCUGUGAUGACUGCGAGGCAUGUAAACCCACAAGAGGAGGAGGAGGAGGAGAAAUGCAGAGAGACUCUCGUUAACCCCUAACUUUCCAGCGUUGGUUUUGAUUACACCAGUUAUUGCACUAUGUUACCAGGAGUUGUCCGUCUGUAAGAUUAUCACUUUUGUAUACAUUGACGUUUUACUAAGUUAAAACGAUGUUGAAAAUACUUUACAUUGUUUAAUGCGUUUAAGCAGUUUGUGCUCUGUUUUGUAUUUUUUUUUAUAUCAUGGAAUGCAGCACCAACAGUAACAGAAUAGGAUUUCAUAACACUGGUGAAAAACUGAAAUAAGGAGGAAACACAGAGGAUCAUUGCUGGUACAGUUUUAAACAGAAACCAUUAGUCAGUUGUCCAUAAAACAAUUUUUUAAGCAAAAAAGGCCCUAAAUUUUAUGCUUCCAUCUUCUUAUAUUUGAGGAUAUGAUAACAACUUGUGAUUAAGGGUGUAAAUCACAAGUUUCAUCACGAUACGAUAUAUCAAUUCUUUUGACAACGAUACGAUAUUUGCUGAUAUCAUAAAGUCUGCCACGAUAUGAUUUCAAUUUGAUUCUAUUCCGGGGCCUGUGAUCAAGAUGAGAUGAUAUCAUACAGUAGGCCCAUUUAACACAGUUGCAUUUAUAUAAAUAAAAAAGCCAUUAAAAUAUGAUUUGACAAUUUUAGUGCUGAGGUCUUCCAGACAUUUAACUGAAAAACAAUUUAUUAACUUUAAUAAAAAUAAUUAGCAUAAAGUGCGAAUUUCAAAAUACAGGCAUAUCUUAAAGAUGACGAUAUGUAUCCAUAUUUCCACAUUGCAUCAAUGGUAUUGGGUUGUUGAUCAUUGAAUUAAUACAUCGGUUCAGAUGUACACCCCUACGUGUGAUGACCAUUUUGCAGUAUUUACAUUUUAUAGACCUACAAAUUAAACAACGAAUUGAGGAAAUAAUUUGCAGUGAAAAUAAUUGGUAGUUGCAGCCAGUUACAAUAAAUAUGAACACAAAUUAUUAAAAAUGGCAUUUCGGAAGGUUAAAUUGUAUCCUGCCAGUUGAUUGAUUGUAACAUAAGGUGGAGCAAAGGCAUGUAGCCGCUGCCCAAAUGUGCCAAACAAAACCAUUUUGCAUUACCAUAUCAAAUGCACCUUAACUUAACAGUCCCUACUGUUUUAGUUAUUAGUGCUUAACACACACGCAACAUUUUUGUUUCCUUGUAAAUAAGGAUAGAUGUAGUUGCACAUAAAGAGCAAAAUGCUGCACAGGAAAUACCACAGCCUGAUUGAUGAUCAAUAAUUAUUGAGGUAGCUGAGGAAAUAUGAGAUGCUCGGCCGGAUGUUAAUAUGUCAAUUACAUAACAGGCAUAAUAUAUUUGAUCCUGUGUACAUUGGAAUAGAUGUAACUGCAUUUUGGAUGACAAUGAGGAAACGUUACACGUGUUAACAGCAAAAAGUUGUGAUAUUAUUUAUUAAAGAUCUGUUUAAGAGUACUUGAAAAUGUUGAUUCCAUUGGCAGAUGGAUGCUUUAUAGGUACUCGCAUCAGAGACGUAUUCAGACUUAGUGUUCCCACAAAAUGCCCCAAAUGCAAUGUGUCAUUAUGAGGGGAAAGAACAGCUUCUGUGUCCCUUUUAAAAUGGAUUUGUAUCACUGACAUGCUGUUAUGAAACUUGUACUGUUGAUUAUGUAAUACAGAAUAUCAUGGAGAUGUGAUAAACAAAAACUAUUUUCAUUCCUGAGCACAUCAGUUCUUUUUUGAUAACAUUUGGCCACUUGCACCACCACAUCUUGAAUCAGAUAUCAUUCAUGUUGAAUGGUGUUUCAUCUAUGGUGGUUUGUCACCAGCCAGCCUUACUUAUAUGAUCGACGUAAAGGUAACCAUAAACUUGCCUGAAAUUCCAUCAUCAGGAAUUCAUCAGGAGUGUAUUAUUUAUUUAACGAUGGUAAAAUCUCACCUCAUAUGUCAUUGCAAACCAAAUGUGCUGCUGUGUAGAUGUAAUUAGUCAUUUCCAUUGGCCCUGAGUGAUGUUAUUCAAAAUGGAAAUCGUAAGCACAUGGUGGAGAACAAUAGUGUUUUUUGGUAUAUAAAAUGUAGCAUCCUACAGUACAGGUUUUUGCUGUGUUAUGUUACACAGGUUUCAUUUGAGAAAUAGGAGAAAAAUCCCAGUUUUGUCUUUAAUUUUUCUUGUUUUUACUUUCCUUUUUUUCUUAUAAUGAAAUUGUCAUUAUUGGUGAUUGGUUGAUAAAUGCACAUAUUUUUAUAUAUUAAAAAUAAACAACAUGGUUCAUCAAAA
Sebastes umbrosus (honeycomb rockfish) is the source of this 3691-nucleotide messenger RNA. It is a transcript of the gene ciarta, whose product is annotated as circadian associated repressor of transcription a. Gene Ontology annotation, cellular component: nucleus. The record is from RefSeq and is a predicted model, not a curated record. Gene Ontology annotation, molecular function: RNA polymerase II cis-regulatory region sequence-specific DNA binding. The transcript has 6 exons. Bases 249 to 1271 code for a protein of 340 amino acids. Lineage: Eukaryota; Metazoa; Chordata; Actinopteri; Perciformes; Sebastidae. Gene Ontology annotation, biological process: negative regulation of DNA-templated transcription; circadian regulation of gene expression.